CCGCGCGAUCAAGGAGGUCUCUUGCAGUCUGUAUGCAGCAUCUACUUCAUUCUGCUCUUCCCCCUUUUAACCAGGGAGAACGAAAGUUUGUUUACAACGCGCGCUUUCGACCGUAUUCGGGCCGAUUUUUUAGCGAUUGGCUGCACUUGGCGACCGAAUACGGCGAUGGCUGCUUGGCCGAUGAUUCUGGACAUCCCUAAGUCUGAAUGCAGCCGCAUUCUUCGUCGCAUGGAGCUCAUGGCUUAUGCUUCGUGCAUCUCGGUGCUCAGGGCCCAGGGCCCGUUAACCAAGGAGAAGCGCCUGGCCAUCGAGAACCUGCGGAAGAUACUACACAUUAAAACGGAUCAGCACAAGACAGAGGUCCGCAGAGUGGUCAACGAUGAGAUGCUCACAACCAUCGCUGAAAAGUUGUACGGUGCCAACACCGAGUUGGACUGGGCCGUGGAGGGUCGCAGGCUAGUGCCUCUGGUUAAGAGGCUCGAGCCCAUCACCGCGUACACACCGAUUGCCAACGAAGUGGCUGAUAUGACUCAUAUCAUAAACGCGUCUCUGCCGCCACCACGGGAGCCCUCUCGUUCACCCACUCCCGAAACAGACGAUGCUGAGGAAACCAUGGAAGAAAUGGAGCAAGCGGCCCCACCGCCUCAACCUCCCCCACCGCCGCCACCGCCGCAGCCUGUCAUUCCACCUCCAGUACAGAUGCCCAUCAAAGUUUUGCAAACUUUGCACCCUACUCCAGCUGCGGCUGCGGCGCCUGUGCUUCCUCCUCAUACACAUACGGUCAAGGUGGAAAAAGCAGCUACUAGAAAAAGGCGAAUCCUUUCAUCAGAACACACUACUCAAAACAUACCUCCACCAUCAAAGAUUCCAUACAUCCCACCAACAUCAACUACAUCUCGAACUGUGUCUAUUCCUGUUGGAAUGUCCAGUCCUAGUACCAGACUGCCAAAUAUCCCAACGGCAAUUCGGCCAAGCACUUCCACAGCAUCUCCUAAGGUAUUAGUUGUCUCAAGCUCCCAGAGCUCGUCGACACCAAGCCUGCUGCACCGAUCCCUUAGUGUCCCUAUGGUGAAAACUGUCAAAUCAAUUGGGACUGGUCUCAUGAGCACAUCUUCGUCCCCAAGCACGUCCUCAUAUCAAGGUUCUCUGGGCGCACCACUCCUCAGCGCGCCUAGAAUUCGGCCCAAAAAUAUGGCUCCUCCAACAGUUCUUCCUAAGGGCCGAGCUGGCCCGAUUGUGAUCGCCCAAAAUCUGCCAGGGCCGUCAGGAAUGCAGCUCAGACCGCCGCCAAUGGUGCAAACCAAGCCCACAUUGCAGCCGGUGCAUGUUAAACAAGACGCCAGUGGCGUCAAAGUUAUUUCUGGCAGUCACAAAAUUACUCCCAAGCCGCCAACAGUUUCAGUUACAAGUGGUGUGAACAGGGUUGUGUCAAUUGCGUCUGCUCCCAGGAUUAAUCCAGUGGUGACGAGCAGCCCUCAAGCCAUAGUCUCUGCUCCUGGAACAAACCAACCAACUACUUUGCCAACGUCCAUGCCAAGUUCAGUGAAACCUCUGACGCUCAACUUCCCUACAGCUCCCAAUGUGCAGCCCAAGCAAAAUGUAAUUUUGGUUAAAAAAGGAGGCAGUGGAGGACUGGCCUCAGUGCCGUCUCAAGGGAACAUAGCUGUUUCAGGACCUGGCCGGGUCGUUAUCCAAGGCACACCAAAUCCUCCUAGUGCAAAAAUGGCAUCCGCUGGAGACCCUACCUCUUCUUUGGCUUAUUUGAACCUCCCUCAUGGCAGCAGACAGGGCAAUGUGUUUGUUUUGGACCUGAGCCAGGAGCAAAUUAACAAGAACAGCUCACUAUCUGAGUUUCUUCAAACAGCUGGAAUUCUUACCAAGCCAAACAAAUUUGAAGGAAUCGAGGACCAGCACAUUGUCAAAGAAAUUGUUCCUACUCCUGGGCCAAGUGAAACUAAAACAGUUGUCAAAGAAACUCAGGCCAAACCAGUGGUAGCUCCCCCUUCAAAGCUCAAAACAAAAAUCCUGCGUGCUGUCCCGACAAGAGCGAAAACUCAAGAGCCAUCAGAAUAUUCAAUUAAACUAGUGUCGGGUCGGGCGUCUGUGGAAAGCGCGUCUCCCAUGGUGCAGGCCAAAGUGGUGCGCGAAAUUGCUUCUAAAGGCACAGAACCUCGGAUAAUUAAAGUUGAUGAGGUUGCCAAGGAGGUUGCCCCCAAAAAAGGGGCGAAAGAGCCCCCCAAGAUCGAGGUCAAGCUGCAGCCAUCGAUCAAGCCAAAGCAGCAAGAUAUUUCCCUGGAGUCUGAAAAGAUUAUUGUCAACCUAAUAGAGCAGAUGGUUGAAAAGUCAGGCACUCCUGAACCAACUCCUUCAACAGCAAAGCCAGUCGUAAAAGUGGCCAGUGAGGAUUCUUUGCAGGAAUUCUUGACAUUCAAGAAAUCUGAAAGUGGUGUAACCAGCAAUAAAGUCAUUGCGAUACUGCAGGACGAGCCUUCUGUCAAUGUUGAAAUUUCUGCUGGGCUUCCUAAUAUAGACAACACUGUAGAGGUGAAAACUGUUCAAGAAGGAGACAACAAAACAUAGCUUUCAUCGCAAGAGUUGUUGCUCUCACCCAAUGAACUCAAAUUUUAAUUACAACUUAAAUAUAUUGUUUGUAUUUUAUUAAACAUUAAAUUCAUUUUAUGGUGGCUAUAAUAAGAACUCAUUUCGUAGACAUGAGGUAAACUAACUAAAGUUGUGUAUUGACUCAUUUUAAUGUUAAUAUAAAUAUCCUGAAAUGUGAGCCAAGAUAUUUACAAAAUGAAAAUUAACGCAACCAAACAGCAAAGUGUUCAAAAGCAUCAUAUUAUAUUGCUCUCGUUAUACAUGGUGUGACAAAAAUGGAGAAAUUAAACUAAAAAAGGUAUUGAAUUUGAAGCAAUAUACAAUCGAAAUUUCAUUUAAUUUUUUGUAUAUCGUUUGAAACCUUGUAAGCUUAAUUAAACUACUAAUAUAGUUUUACAAAAUACAGCAGAAUGUUCUCGCUUGCCUUUUUAAAUUAAAGUAAAAAAGAUUCACAGCA
Messenger RNA from Cloeon dipterum, 3058 nucleotides. Its product is annotated as BRCA2-interacting transcriptional repressor EMSY-like. Gene Ontology annotation, biological process: regulation of DNA-templated transcription. The coding region runs from base 166 to 2580 and encodes 804 amino acids. The record is from RefSeq and is a predicted model, not a curated record. The transcript is spliced from 17 exons. Lineage: Eukaryota; Metazoa; Arthropoda; Insecta; Ephemeroptera; Baetidae. Gene Ontology annotation, cellular component: nucleoplasm.